CUGACAGAAUGACCCCGGGCUUUGUUAACCUUCCCCUGCAGCUGACCUUGCUGACCUUGCUGACCUGUAGCCAUACAUUGACUGGGUUCACAUUCCCAGCCACAAAGUAGCCAGGCCUGGUUACAAGCUACACUGUUUCCUGAGGUCUGAUCUUAGCCAGGCUAGCAUCAGGCAGCCUAACUAUUCACAGAGUCUUUACUCAUAGCCCAGGGCACAUAGCUUACUACAACAUCAAGGCCAUCUGCUGCUGGGACCUGGAUUGACACCUUUAGCAGGAAAGCAUCCUGUAGGUUAUGGACUUGUAGGCUAUGCUCAGCUAGGGUUAUGUCUCAUACACUGAAAGGCAAAGCUGAGUGGGAGAGGACACUUCACUUUAAACAUGGCCUCUGUCUCAAGUGUCACCUGCACUUUUCCUUAGUUGCAUCCUGGGCCUGCGGCCUGGCAGUCCCUGCCCCUUCCACACCAGGAGCUGGCUCACCCACAGCUCUUUUGUAAGGCAGCAGACACUGGCGCCUGGUAGCCAUCUCUUGAUCUCCUGACCAGACCAGGCUCUUAUUACCCUGCCUCCUGGGUCAGGAGGUCAGACAGAGGGUCACACAGACUUUUUCCUUCCUGUCUCUGAGAAAACCACUCCCUGGGGACCUCUGGAGCCACAGAAAGGGUUUGGAGAGGCAGAUUCCAGGCAGGGCCUUUGUCUUGCCACCAGCUUUGAUCUCCCUGCCCUCCCCCACAGUAGUGGGGCCUCUAGUUCAGUUAAAGAAUGGAUGCUGGCCUUCAUGGUGGGCUGUUGGGGCAAGGCUUGAAUGUUCUUAGAUCCCUGAGCAACAUCUAGGAUGCUUGCUCUUUGAAAGAUGCACUUGGCCACGCCUUGAGACAGCCAUGUCUCUAGGCCUGCAUGUGGUCGUGUGGUCGGCUGGGUGGCUUCUCUGUGCUCUUGUCUACACUGUGUACCACAGUCACUGACAUGAGACUCUCUGUAGCCAGUGCACAUGGGUCAUCGGCUUCCACUCAGGCGAGAUAGCCGCUUCAUUUACUUUGUACCUGCUCUGCCCAUGUGAAGGAACUAAGUGGCAUAGACCCUAGCUAGAAGCCAGGAGCCCAGUUUUAGAGAAACGGGUAUGUCUGGGAGGAUGAGCUGUAUGUACCCUCAGCUGGUGAGAUGUCAAGACCUAGCAGAAUCUGAGACAGUAUGUUCUUAUGUAACCAAACAGGCCUGGAAUUUGCUGUGUAGCUUUGGGCUGGCCUCAAUCUGGACCCUCUUGUGUAGCACCUCCCCAGUGCUGGGAUUACAAGUGUGUGCCACAGAAGCCAAGUAGCCUAGCAGGUCUUUUUAUUCUAUGCCAAGGCCUUUUGGCAAGUGUGACACUUGAAGGGGGCCGGAAGAGAACAGACCCUCUACCAUUCGCCAGUGGAAGAUGUGCCUUACCUAUAGUUAUGAUGGGUGUGGCCCUCGGCUGCCUUUGGAGAAAGUCUAGGCUGAUAGCUGAGGCUGGACCGAGGCCCUGCCCAACCUCACUGAAUGAGAGACUGAAGAACUGAGGACAAAAGCCGAAAUUUACCAGUCCUGCCCCUCCUCCCUGAAUAGAGGGUGGGAGGGUCUUUAAGGAGACUUUGAUCCCUGUUGGGCUCCAGCUUGUAGUGGGAGGGGCUCAGGUUACAGCGUCCCCCUCCCUGAUUUAGCUGGCCCUUCUCCGCCCCUUGGUGACCCUAGUGGUCAGUUGCUCUGGGCUUCAGGGCCUCUGGCCCCUCCCCAGCCCUUCCUCUUCUUCUAUUCCCAGUCCUAUGCUGACCAGAGCCUGGGAGCCACCCACAGUGGUUGGGAGAGGGCCAGCCAGUAUUUUGUGGACAGGUUCUGAGAGGCCCCAGAAUAACUAUCCAGGGUUCCAGAGAAGAGCAUCAUCCGUGAGCUCCAGCCUUGCGGGGUCCAAGAGUCACAGGAGAGGGUCCUUUGAGGUAGGGGUUGUGAUCCUGGGCCCAGGACCCUAUAGGGUGGAUGCCUAUAGGGAGUCUCAGCUGGUGGCCACACACUUCCACCCCCUGGCCCGGUGGUCCCCAUGCCUGCCCCACGGCCACUCCUGCCUCUGCUCUUUGUCUUCGUGCUCAUCCAUCUGACCUCGGAAACUAACCUGCUGCCAGAGCCUGGAAGCCAUCCCGGCAUGUGCCCCAACCAGCUCAGCCCCCACCUGUGGGUGGACGCCCAGAGCACCUGUGAGCGCGAAUGUACCAGGGACCAGGACUGUGUGGCAUCCGAGAAGUGCUGCACCAAUGUGUGUGGGCUGCAGAGCUGCGUGGCUGCCCGCUUCCCCAGUGGUGGCCCAGUGGUACCUGAGCCGGCAGCAUCCUGUGAAGGCUUCCAAUGCCCACAACAGGGUUCUGACUGUGACAUCUGGGAUGGGCAGCCAGUUUGUCGCUGCCGUGACCGCUGUGAGAAAGAACCCAGCUUCACAUGUGCUUCUGAUGGCCUUACCUAUUACAACCGCUGCUACAUGGACGCAGAAGCCUGCCUGCGGGGUCUCCACCUGCAUGUUGUACCCUGUAAGCACAUCCUCAGUUGGCCACCCAGCAGCCCAGGACCACCUGAGACCACUGCUCGCCCAACCCCUGGGGCCACUCCCAUGCCACCUGCCCUGUACAACAGCCCCUCGCCACAGGCAGUGCAUGUUGGGGGAACAGCCAGCCUCCACUGUGAUGUCAGUGGCCGUCCACCACCUUCUGUGACCUGGGAGAAGCAGAGCCAUCAGCGAGAGAACCUGAUCAUGCGCCCUGACCAAAUGUAUGGCAAUGUGGUUGUCACCAGUAUUGGACAGCUAGUACUCUACAAUGCUCAGUUGGAGGAUGCGGGCCUGUAUACCUGCACUGCACGAAAUGCUGCUGGCCUGCUGCGGGCUGACUUUCCCCUUUCCGUUUUGCAGCGGACAACUACUCAGGACAGGGAUCUAGGUGUCCUGACCCUGGCUGAAUGCCAGCCCGACACACAAGCCUGUGUUGGGCCACCUACUCCCCAUCAUGUCCUUUGGCGCUUUGACCCACAGCGAGGCAGCUGCAUGACAUUCCCAGCCCUCAAAUGUGACGGGGCUGCCCGGGGCUUCGAGACCUAUGAGGCAUGCCAACAAGCCUGUGUCCGUGGCCCUGGAGAUGUCUGUGCACUGCCUGCAGUUCAGGGCCCCUGCCAGGGCUGGGAGCCACGCUGGGCCUACAGCCCACUGCUGCAGCAGUGCCACCCCUUUGUAUACAGCGGCUGUGAAGGAAACAGCAAUAACUUUGAGAGCCGGGAGAGCUGUGAGGAUGCUUGCCCUGUUCCACGCACACCACCCUGUCGUGCCUGCCGCCUCAAGAGCAAGCUGGCUCUGAGCUUGUGCCGCAGUGACUUUGCCAUUGUGGGUAGACUCACAGAAGUUCUGGAGGAGCCUGAGGCUGCAGGCGGCAUUGCUCGUGUGGCCUUGGAUGAUGUGCUAAAGGACGACAAGAUGGGCCUCAAGUUCUUGGGCACCAAAUACCUGGAGGUGACAUUGAGUGGCAUGGACUGGGCCUGCCCAUGCCCCAAUGUCACAGUUGGCGAUGGGCCACUGGUAAUCAUGGGUGAGGUGCGUGAAGGUGUGGCUGUGCUGGACGCCAACAGCUAUGUUCGUGCUGCCAGCGAGAAGCGAGUCAAGAAGAUUGUGGAACUGCUUGAGAAAAAGGCUUGUGAACUGCUCAACCGCUUCCAAGACUAGCUUUAUGCAUAAUCCCUAUCCCUGCCCUCCUUCCUGCUGAAUAAAUGUCUUUGCCUGUGGGA
Mastomys coucha (southern multimammate mouse) is the source of this 3775-nucleotide messenger RNA. RefSeq names its product WAP, follistatin/kazal, immunoglobulin, kunitz and netrin domain containing 1 (gene Wfikkn1). Gene Ontology annotation, cellular component: extracellular region. Gene Ontology annotation, molecular function: transforming growth factor beta binding; receptor antagonist activity; serine-type endopeptidase inhibitor activity. Lineage: Eukaryota; Metazoa; Chordata; Mammalia; Rodentia; Muridae. Gene Ontology annotation, biological process: negative regulation of transforming growth factor beta receptor signaling pathway. The coding region runs from base 2055 to 3713 and encodes 552 amino acids. The transcript has 2 exons. The record is from RefSeq and is a predicted model, not a curated record.